Messenger RNA from Magnolia sinica, 2862 nucleotides. Its product is annotated as probable methyltransferase PMT5. Gene Ontology annotation, molecular function: methyltransferase activity. Gene Ontology annotation, cellular component: cytoplasm. The coding region runs from base 306 to 2210 and encodes 634 amino acids. NCBI's taxonomy places the organism in Eukaryota, Viridiplantae, Streptophyta, Magnoliopsida, Magnoliales, Magnoliaceae. The transcript is spliced from 8 exons. The record is from RefSeq and is a predicted model, not a curated record.
UUCUCCUCGUCGCAGAGCGGAUCCAUGCAGUUAUCGUCUCGCCUUGAAGAUUUCGAUGCAUUCGUCGUCCAGAUCGCAGCAUUUCGUGCUUCGGCAAGUUGAUUCCCUCAAAUUCUUUUCUUACAUCUCAUAAUGCAGUGCAGAUCAGGUUAAACUCGAUCUAAUCCCCCCUUAAAUCAAUGUACACCGUCUGAUUACGACGAUCCUAGUAAUCAAUGCCGUGUCUUCGGAUCCGAACAUCGAUUCGCUAGGUUGGAAAUUGGGAUAAGAUUCUUCUUCUUCACAAUCCUCAACUCAGUUUGGAAAUGAGAAAGCCCUGGGCCCACCAGCCCUCUGUCGAUUCCGGGCGGGCACCACCACUUCACUGGUGGAUCUUGUGCUUUUUUGGCGUCCUCGCGUUUAUCGCCGUCUUAGGGAAGUUGCCUUCGAGCGGAGAUUCCGAUUCUGUAACUGAUGUUUAUAAGAAUUAUAGGAGGCUGAGAGUGCAAGCGGGGAGCGAUUUUUCGGAAGUAAGUUCGCUCUUGCUGGGGCUGAGUCAAGCAAAUGAGCUCGAUCUCUGUGGCAAGGAAAGAGAGGACUAUGUUCCUUGCUACAAUGUCUCUGCGAAUUGUUUAGCUGGGUUCUGCGAUGGGGAGGAAUUCGAUCGGCACUGUAAAGCAUCGGGCGUGGGCCUGCGUUGCUUGGUCCAGCCACCUAAGGACUACAAGAUCCCGUUGAAGUGGCCUGUCGGGAGGGAUGUCAUAUGGAGUGGCAAUGUGAAGAUCGCCAAAGACCAGUUCCUUUCAUCUGGAAGCAUGACGAAAAGGCUAAUGUUUUUGGAGGAGAACCAAAUUGCUUUUCACUCGGAGGAUGGCAUGAACACCAAUGGCGUUAGAGACUACUCCCACCAAAUUGCCAAGAUGAUAGGCUUGGGAAGCGACUCCGAAUUUCUUGAAGCCGGGGUCCGCACUGUAUUGGAUAUUGGAUGUGGAUUCGGUAGUUUCGGAGCUCAUUUAUUUUCACUAAAUCUGAUGACCGUGUGUAUAGCGGCUUAUGAGGUAUCCGGGAGUCAAGUCCAGCUGACCCUUGAGAGGGGUCUCCCGGCAAUGAUUGGAAGCUUUAUUUCAAAGCAACUUCCAUAUCCCUCCUUGUCAUUUGAUAUGGUUCACUGUGCUCAAUGUGGAAUCAAGUGGGACACAAAAGAUGGAGCAUUCCUUAUUGAAGUGGAUCGGAUGCUUAAGCCUGGAGGUUACUUCGUUUUGACAUCACCCACAAGCAAACCUCAACCAGCUUCACAAAAUGGGAAGAACAGAAUCAUGUUCAUGCGAGUUGAGGAUUUUACCCAGAAAAUUUGUUGGAGUUUAUUAUCUCAGCAAGAUGAGACUUUCAUUUGGCAGAAAACAGCUGACAUUAAUUGCUUUGCAUCUCGGAAGCAGGGGGGCAUACCUCCUGUUUGUAAAGAUGAGAAAGGUGUGGAGUCAUAUUAUCAACCCCUUCUUUCAUGUAUAAUAGGAAAUACCAGCAGACGUUGGAUUCCCAUACAAAACAGAUCCUACUGGCACACAGAUGCGCAAUUGAGCUCAUAUGAACUUGCUCUCCAUGGAAAGUAUUGGGUCCAUCUCGAGGAUUUUCUUGAAGAUUCACUUGUCUGGAGAUCAGCGCUGAAAAACUACUGGUCUUUGCUUACACCUUUGAUCUUUUCGGACCAUCCAAAGAGGCCGGGUGAUGAAGACCCCUUACCUCCAUUUAACAUGAUGCGCAAUGUAAUGGACAUGAAUGCUCAUUAUGGAGGAUUAAAUGCUGCACUUCUGGAGGCAAGGAAAUCAGUUUGGGUGAUGAAUGUCGUCCCCAUUAGAACCCCCAAUACACUUCCUUUGAUACUAGAACAAGGCUUUGCUGGUGUUUUGCAUGACUGGUGCGAACCAUUCCCCACAUACCCUCGGACAUAUGACAUGCUUCAUGCAGCGGUUCUCCUUUCACACAUUCUCUUUUCAGAAGCAUGUGACAUGGCGGAUGUGUUCUUGGAGAUGGAUCGGAUUCUUCGCCCUGAGGGUUGGGUUGUUUUGCGUGAUAAAACACAAGUGAUAGAGAAAGCCCGCAUGCUUGCAGCGCAAAACCGUUGGGAUGCAAGGGUGAUUGAAUUCCAGAAUGACGAUGACCAGAGGUUGCUAGUUUGCCAGAAGCCAUUUUUGAAGAAACUAUCAGUGUAUAUUCCCACCAGCGGCUGCUAAAACUUCAUAAAUAUGCAUUUUUUAAACUACGUAAAUAUGCAUUUUUUAGGUAUUGUUUCAUUCAUUCAUCCCAUUCUUUCUGUUUUCUUCCUUUGUUUGGUUUCUCAACUCCGUCUCCAUGUGUUCGACUCCGUCACUGUUAUUACCAAUGUGAGAGGCAGCGUUGGAAUAUGACUUUGUGCUGUUGGCCUGUAACUUAUGAUGAGCCAUCUCAAUUCGAUAAUGGAUUCCUCACCAAUAAAGACUAUAAAAAUGGUGGGACCCAUCAUGGAUGGAGCAUGGAUGAUCUGUUUGGUAGCUGUCUAAUGGACAAUUGAAUAGGCGGGUGAUUCCUCACCAAUUCGAUAAAUAAAACAAAGGAAAGGAUUCUGGACCAGUUUGCAUGUACGCCAAAAAUGGAAAUUUUGGAGCCCAUUGGAGGAGAGCAGAGUUCUGUCAUCUGUGAGGUGGGUGAUUGUGAUUAUCCCUCCAUCGUAGAUUUUCCUCACCGUAUUGGGUUUUUUUUUUCCUUUUUGUAGAGCUUGCAAAACAGUCAAAUCUUAGCUGUUGAGAGUGAAACUGCUGUAUUAAAAUCAACGGUGCAUAUUUGCUCCCAUUUUUGUUUGUGAAACUGAUUUGCAAAAGCUAUUAAUUGCAAUGUAGUUUUAUUAUU